UUCUCUUGAGCGUUCACACAACCUUUUCACACCUUUCUUCAUUUCACAUGGAAAUCAGCUCCCUCGAAGACUAUUCUUCCUUCUUCUUCCCUGAUAUGGAUCCCAAGCGUCGUGGAAACGACACCGCUUUCAACGACCUCCCCAAUUCCCUCAUCCACUUAGACAACAAACAAACCCUCAUGGAUCCUACUCAAUUCCAAUUCGACUCCUCCCCCCCAACCAAGAGACCUCGUCGUGCCAUUGAAGACAUCCACAAUGUCACGGUCCAACAACAACAACGCCGCCUGUGGGUCAAGGAUCGCUCCAAGGACUGGUGGGACCGCUGCAACCAGCCGGACUUCCCUGAAGAGGAAUUCCGGCGCUACUUCCGCAUGAGCAAGGCCACCUUCGACAUGAUCUGCCAGCAUCUGGACUCCGCCGUCACCAAGAAAAACACGAUGCUCCGCCAGGCGAUCCCGGUGCGGCAGCGCGUGGCGGUGUGCAUUUGGCGCCUCGCCACCGGCGACCCCCUCCGCGAGGUUUCCAAACGCUUCGGCUUGGGAAUCUCCACGUGUCACAAGCUCGUGCUGGAGGUCUGCUCCGCCAUAAAAACCGUUCUGAUGCCCAAGUUCCUCCACUGGCCAAACGAAGCCGAAAUGAAACACAUCACCCAAAAAUUCGAAUCUCUCUCCGGAAUCCCCAACGUGGGAGGCUCAAUGUACACCACUCACAUUCCCAUCAUUGCACCCAAGUCCAACGUCAACGCUUACUUCAACAAGCACCACACAGAACGAAACCAGAAGACUAGUUACUCUAUAACCGUUCAGGGCGUGGUUGAUUCCAAAGGUGUCUUUAGUGAUGUUUGUAUCGGUUGGCCUGGUUCUCUCUCCGACGAUCAAGUGUUGGAGAAAAGCGCGCUGUAUCAGAGAGCGACUAUGGGGACUUUGAAGGACGUUUGGGUGGUGGGAAACUCUGGACACCCUCUUAUGGACGGUGUUUUGGUUCCUUACACGCAUCAGAAUCUUACUUGGACGCAGCACGCGUUUAAUCAGAAGGUUGGGGAGAUUCAGAGCAUUGCUAAGGACGCUUUCGCGAGGCUCAAAGGGAGGUGGUCCUGCUUGCAGAAGAGGACCGAAGUGAAGCUUGAGGACUUGCCCGUGCUUCUUGGGGCGUGCUGUGUUUUGCAUAAUAUUUGUGAGAUGAGAGAUGAGGAAAUGGAUCCUCACUGGAAGUUUGAGAUCUUCGAUGAUGAGAUGGUGGCGGAGAAUAACGUUCGCUCUAAUGCUGCAGAGCAAGCCAGAGAUCAGAUAGCGCACUAUUUGUUGCACCAUGGUCGUGCAGGGACUAAUUUUUUGUAGACUUCUAGUUUCGAUUUUGUGCCAUGGUCAUAGUCAUGUGUUGUUGUACUUGGGGUAUCAGAGUUUCUCAUUAAUUCUUUUGGCUAUGGCUUUAUUAUUAUAGUCACAUUAUAAUAAGAUUUUGAUGUUAAUGGGUAUUGGUAUGUAUCAAUUUGUAUAGAUAUCUUUAAUUUGCCCAACUAAAAAAGGAAAUGAAUGAAUAUUUAUUUUUUUAUUUUCUCAA
Molecule: messenger RNA, 1560 nt
Organism: Glycine soja
Lineage: Eukaryota; Viridiplantae; Streptophyta; Magnoliopsida; Fabales; Fabaceae
Product: protein ALP1-like
Exons: 1
Coding region: 48-1337 (429 amino acids)
Source: RefSeq, a predicted model, not a curated record